AGCAUGACGCUAAACCUUCAAGGUCGGAUUGUACAUAUUAGGAAAGUGAGUAAAAACAUUAUGUUUGUUGAUAUUAUGAUAUCUGCACCCUCUGAGCGAGACAAAAGAAAUAGUUUGAUUUUUAAGUUUUGGGAAUAUCCUGAGCUUAGGAAUAAAUGUAUUCGAGGAGAGAAUAAACUCCAUGCCGGAGAUAUCAUAUCCUGCUCCGGAGCCUGGGACAAAGAAAAAUUCUCCGUCCAGGACUAUUCUUUCAUAGAAAGAUGGAGUGAUAGCUCCUUCGGAGACAGUUUUACUCCGAUUCCUCCGGAUUCCUCCAACUCGGAGGUAAGAAAGGAUUUACCCUGUAAGUUCUACGUGAAUACUGGACAGUGUGUCGUGGAAAAUUGUGUUUUCAAACAUCCUGCCAAUCUGCAGGAAUCCAGGAGGGAAUUUCUCUCCGCUAAAUCUGAACGAAGGAUCCGAGUACAUGAGGAACAGUUCUCUGGAGCGGAACUUCAGUCCUCCUGCAAGAGAGCGGAACUGUUCAGAAGCUGGAUUCUCCAGACCUACGGGAGAGAGUACCUGAGCUCCGGGACUAUCCUAGAUAUUGCAGGAGGACGGGGGGAUCUAUCCUUUGAGCUCGGGGUUCAGGAGAACCUGGUCUGUGAGAUCGUUGAUCCUAGACCAACCAAACUCAAGAGAUGGCAGGCAAACAUAAUCAAGAAAACAGGAAAGAGUCUCCCAGCUCAUCACGCAGAAUUUUUUGAUCCUCAGUUCUUCAAGAAAACAAAAUUAGACCCAACGAACAUUCGUUUAGUUAUAGGGAUGCAUCCUGACGAGGCAACCGAGUCUAUUGUUAAUACAGCUCUUCUACACAAUCUUCCUUUUGCCGUGGUUCCCUGCUGUGUAUUCUCUGCUCUCUUCCCAGACCGGAAACUCAGAUCCGGACUUGAACCAACCCAAUACCAAGAUUUUUGUACUUAUCUCACGGAGAAAAGUGACAAAAUAAAAACUGCACAUUUACCUUAUAUAGGGCGCAACAUGAUUCUGUUUUCGCUGCCCGGUCUCUAAACAUGAUUUCCUACAUAACCUUGAGUUCACGCCUUUUUCAUUUUUUUACUCGUAAUUUUUUCAGAGAAAAUGUCGGAAUAUAAUGGCUGCCAUAUGUAUGAUGAGAACGGAGAGGAGAUAAACCGUCCGGCCACUGACGUCUUUGAAAUUGAGGAUUUUACCGCGGCCACUGAAUGGGAGAAUUUUAUGGAUCAACUCGAGAAUAUUUUACGCGGAUGGAAGCUCUGCGGGGGCCGGAAUAAUACUAAACAUAAAAUUACAUCAAGGGUUGAGUGGAGACAUGAGAGCUCUGAGUUAUCAUAUUUAAAUUUUCCUUUCUCUGUCAACUAUUAUAGAAGAGUUCCAGUCGGCAGCCGGACAACUACACCUGAACCCUCUACAGAGGGGAAUUCAAAUGACAGUACUGAGAGCUGUGUGAUGGAAGAUUUAUCCUCCGGGUUCGGAGAUUUCUCCUUCUCCGGUCCAAUUCCUUCAACACUAUUCGGUCUAACGGAGUUUUUGGUUAUUAGCCCGGGUGGAAGGGAGAUCCUUGGUAAUGAAACUAGAGCAGGACAGAUUGUUGGUGCUGUUAAUGUCGCUUUGCAUAAUACUGGCUGCCCAGUUCCUGUACUUAUACAGGUUAUGGAGCCGAGUAAAAAUCUUUAUGUUGGGACUGCUAUUUCAAAAAACUGCAGAACCGAGUUUUCCAGCGUCUUGUUGAAUAGACGACCUGGUCACGUGACUCAUUUGACCGGCCUGCUCCAGCUGUUUAAAAACCGAAUAUCUAACCCACUUCCCGUAGAAAUCAGUCAUGUCACAUGCAGUGUCAGAUUCAGCUACGAACUAGAGGACUGGGCGGAAUACUACUGGAGUAUAUCUCCUCCGGACCUGGAUCUCUACUCCGUAUCCGGAGAUACAGAUUUCAUCCAGCUCCGGGAACUUCAAUUUGGAUGCGUCUCCGAUCCCGUAGCCGGGCUCAACCUUCACACUACCUGGAGAGACCUUAGUGAGGAGUUGAUCGUGGAUAACUCAGUUCAUUCUGAUCUGGAUCCUCUUGAGGCCCCGGAAUGGUCAAUAUCUAUCGCUAUGCAGGAUAAACCUGAAUGUUUACUGGCUAAGCAUGUAGCAGCAGUACUUGAGUUGGGACAUGAUACAAGAUCAGUCAAGAACCUUCUCGGAGAUAUGAUGGAGAGUUCAGAGUCCAACGCGGAGAAUGUAUCCGGUCUGUUCGAUAAACUGUCUGGUGCUCAAGUGCCUAGUGUAUCUUCAUAUUCGUUAACAGAUCUAGCGAAGCAAGUUCGACCUCUGAGGAAUAGAACCCCGACCGGAGGCCCUCUUCAUCAGAACAUUCUAAAAUUUGUUUUAUCCUACCUUUUCCCAGAUGCGGACGAAUCAUCAAAAUAUCCCUACUCCGAUACUCACCCUGAGUUAACGACAGACCAUCUAAAGGAGCAUUAUCCUAAUAUUAAAAGUUGUCCUUUUGAUGGUUUAUGUUGGAGAUUAAGUACGACAGUUGCCUGCUGCUUGGGUUGGGCAGGAGUUGCAGGAGUAGCUCAUCUCCUUCAUGAGUUUUGUCUGGAGUUGAGAUACAGAUGGGAGAACGGAAUUCUUCUCCCAGGUAUUCCUCCAGGUCCUCCGGAUACAGGAACAGCUCUUCUCAACCAGAAGCUACAGAUGCUGAACUGCUGUAUAGGACGGAGGAGGAGCACUGGCAAUAUUACUCCUGAACCUAUGGAAACGGAGAAGGAACCCAGCAGUGAUACUGACUACGAGGAGGAGUUUUUCGAGUGCGAGGAGGAGGAGGAAGAGAAGAAGGAGAAACCAUCAAAUUCGCUCCCGGUCUGGGAGACUGCUGAAGGAAGAGAAGACAGGGUUGGAAUAUUGAGACUACUAAAUGAUGAGGACUGGUUGUAUCGACCUGUUCUCCAGGAACCUGGUCCACUCACCGAGGAGCAACUGGCAGAGCAGGAAGAGGUUCUCAUGCAGCUUGGUAGUGAUCAGGCUGGGAGCGAGGUCAGAGCUAAACUUCAGUCUGCAAACCUUCUCUCUGAUAUGGAGAGUUUCAAGGCUGCUAAUCCAGGUUGUAGUUUGGCGGAUUUUGUAAGAUGGCAUAGUCCGCGGGACUGGGAGGACGGAGAAGGACUCUCAGCCAGGAUGAAACAAUCUGGGAAUAUGUGGACAGAUCUCUGGGAACAGGUCAGUAAAUAAUUGGUAUGACCUUAG
Eurytemora carolleeae is the source of this 3252-nucleotide messenger RNA. RefSeq names its product rab3 GTPase-activating protein catalytic subunit (gene Rab3GAP1). The transcript has 12 exons. Gene Ontology annotation, biological process: positive regulation of GTPase activity. The record is from RefSeq and is a predicted model, not a curated record. NCBI's taxonomy places the organism in Eukaryota, Metazoa, Arthropoda, Copepoda, Calanoida, Temoridae. Gene Ontology annotation, molecular function: GTPase activator activity. Bases 1120 to 3237 code for a protein of 705 amino acids.